GAUCUUGACUCUCUUAACCAAUGGAAAAGACGGUCGGACGGCAAAAGGGAGCCAAUAGUUAUCGCCGUUGCUGAGAGGCGGCAGCGGGCGGGUGACUGCUAGUUAGUUUGUGCUCGAGAUUAUUGUUAAGGUUGUAUGGUCUUACACUGCGGGUUCCAAUCCUUUUUUAUAGAAUAACACUAUCUAUAAAUGCAACUAAACAAACUGUGAAUAACAAAUAGCUACAUUAUGCUACAUGCAAAACACAUAUCAAAAACCAAAACGGCGCUUAUUUAUUUCGCUUGAAGGAAGACUGAAAUUGAUUCGAGAAGGCCGGUUUCGGAUGGGGUUCGGUUGGCGACGAUACUCUCCAUCUUGUCAAAUAAAGGAUGUGUAAAGAGAGAGGAGAGGGCCUGAAGAGGAGGGACAUUUCAAGGCAACUGAAACAAUAUCCAAUCAGCAAUGAACAAACUGGGGAAGGAGUUGCUUAGAAAGGGUUAAUAUACUGCACAGCAAUCUAUAAUAACUCCCCACCCCAACACCAUGGCUAACACAGUAGCCACCCUGGUCAUCAAAACGGAACUCCUGCCCAGCCAGUCCGCUGCCUCCCUCUCGCCUUUCCCCUCCCUGCUGACUGCGGGCGAGGAGGCCGAUGAGGACGGAGAGAGGGAGGAGGAGCAGCAGAUGGAGAAGGAGACUAGCCAGGUGGUGCUCACGGAGGUGGAGAUGGCCCCCGCUCCGGCCGCGCCCCAGAACCCGGAGCACCCCUUCCAGUGCCUGGACUGCGGGAAGACAUUCAAGUGGUCGUCCAGGUUGGCCCACCACCAGCGCAGCCACAACAACGAACGGCCGUACCGCUGCAACCUCUGCCCCAAGGCCUUCAAGGGCUCGUCCGCACUGCUCUAUCACCAGAGGUCACACUCUGGUGAAAAACCCUACAAGUGUGAAGACUGUGGAAAAGCUUUCAAACGCUCCUCACUCUUACAGGUCCACCGCAGUGUGCACACGGGCCUGCGCACGUUCCAGUGCCCCUACUGCCCCCUGACGUUCAAGUGGAGCUCGCACUACCAGUACCACCUGCGGCAGCACACGGGCGAGUGCCCGUACCCCUGCGACAGCUGCCCCAAGGCCUUCAAGAACUCCAGCAGCCUCCGGCGGCACAAGAACGUGCACCUGGGCCUAAAGCCCUACGUGUGCGCCGUGUGCACCAAGGCCUUCACGCAGUCCACCAACCUGCGGCAGCACAUGCGCAUCCACACCGGCGAGCGGCCCUACGUCUGCGGCGAGUGCGGCCGCUCCUUCACGCACUCCUCCAACCUGGCGCUGCACCGCAACUCGCACGCCGAGGGCAAGGCCAAGGGCGGCGGGAAGACGCCGGCCGCCGCCGCCGAGGCCGUCGCCGUGGGGAUGAGCGACGUGGUGGGGUUCGUCAGCCAGGAGGCCGGGGUGGGGGUGGAGGUGGGGGAGGUGUUCCUGUCGCAUCACGCCCCCGGCCAGGCCCAGACCCUCCUGCCGCAGCUGACGCUCAGCGCGGGGCCCGGCUCGGAGGGCGCGGGCCCCGGCUCGGAGGGCGCGGGCCCCGGCGUGCUGCUCUACAGCUGCGGCAGCUGCAGCCAGACCUUCGGCGCGCAGGCCGAGCUGGAGCAGCACCAGGCCCUGCACCUGGGCGUGCUGGGACAGGCCGGGGAGGCCGGGGCCGGGGAGGACGCGGGGCCCGAGGGCGGGGUGGGCCUGGUGGGGGCCGGGCCCCUGCUGGCGGACUUCGAGGAGGUGGUGGAGACGACCACGAUCUCGGAGAACGGGCACGGGGCGGCGGACCUCCUCGGGCUGGCCGGAGGCGCGGACGCAGGGGGGGCCCAGACGCAGGGCCAGUUCGACCUCCUGCAGAGCUUCAGCACCGUGGCACAGCUCCCGGCCUCCGCUGCCACGCCCGCAGCCGCUGCAGGAGGGGCGGGAGGGUCCACAGACUGCACGUACUGCGGCAAGAGCUUCAACACCAGCGGCAGGCUGAGCAGACACCUCACCCAGGCUCACUCCCUCUCGGCCUCUCAGUCGCGCUCCCAGUUCAGCUGCUCGGCGUGUGACCGCUCCUUCUCGCUGCUGUCGUCGCUGCUCACGCACCAGCACUCGCACACGCCGGAGCAGCGCCUGCUGGCGGAGGCGGAGGCGGAGAUCGUGUGCCCGCCCUCCCUGUCGCUGUCGCUGCCUCUGCCCGCCUCGCCCGCCGCCAAGCCCAGGGAGGGCGAGGAGGCCGAGCGCGAGAUCCACGUCAGCCUCAUCGCCGUGACGGAGGACGGGGAGCGCCCGCCGGCCAAGGGCAAGCGCGGGGCCCCCAAGGGCCAGAAGAGGGCAGGGGCCAACAGAGCCAGCGCCAGCAACAAUGAGAGGCCAUACCGCUGCUCAGAAUGUGGGAAGUCCUUCAAGGGCUCAUCAGGCCUGCGCUACCACAUGCGCGACCACACCGGGGAGAGGCCCUACCGCUGCACCGAGUGUGGGAAGAGCUUCAAGAGGUCCUCCCUGCUCUCCAUCCACCAGAGGGUCCAUACGGGUGUGCGGGCGUUCCAGUGCCCCUACUGCCCCCUGACGUUCAAGUGGAGCUCGCACUACCAGUACCACCUGCGGCAGCACACGGGCGAGCGGCCGUACGUGUGCCAGGAGUGCGGCAAGUCCUUCAAGAACACCAGCUGCCUGCGGCGGCACAGCCAGCUGCACUCGGGGCUGCGGCCCCACGCCUGCCCCAUCUGCGGCAAGUCCUUCUCGCAGACGUCCAACCUGAAGCAGCACGUGCGCACGCACUCGGGCGAGCGGCCCUUCCAGUGCGGCCAGUGCCACAAGAGCUUCACGCACUCCUCCAACCUGCAGCUGCACCUGCGCACCCACUCCUCCCGCAAGGACUUCAAGUGCCAGUUCUGUGGCAAGGAGUUCGUCAUGCACUCCUACCUGCAGCGGCACCUGCGGACGCACGGCACCGCGGCCAAGGACGGGGCCAAGGCCGCCAAAACCCUGGCCGUCGGGUCCGGCCCCAACCUCAUUUCCUUCACGGAGGGCGCGGGCAACUCCACCUUGAUUUUGUCCCCUCCGAAUUUGGACAUCCCUCCCAACACGUCCCAGAAUUACUUCAUGAUUCAGACUGCGACGGGGCUCCAGCUCAUACCCCUGUCUGCCCCGGCUCCGCCCCCGCCCCCGCCCCCGCCGCCUCCUCCCCCGCCCCCGCCACCCCAGUCUCAGAACUACUUCCUGGUGCAGUGUCAGUCCACAAACGGCGGUCAGCCCAGCUUCAUCCUGGUCCCCACCACGUCCAACCCCCCGGCUGCUGCGCCCCCCGCCCCGGACCCCCAACCCCUACCCCUGGUUCAGACCAUCCCGUCCCUGCAGCCGGUGUUGGGCCCCAGGCAAAGCCAGAUCCCCCAGUUCCAAACCAUACAGACGCAGUUCAUUCUUACAAACGCACCCACUCCAGCCCCAAGCCCUGCUGCCACCUCCAGUAUACUCGGCAAAACCAGCAGGACCAGGACCCCCAGACCCAGGCGUGCACGAAAACCCAAAGCUGUGCCCCAGAAAAUGGCCCCCACACCCUCAGUAACUGGACUGUCUAGCCAGCCUGGAGUUGUGUCAGUGUCGGCCACAAAUACCACAGUCGCUUUGACUACCUCCGCUGCGAGCACUUCCACAUCUUCUCUUGCUCCGGUCAGCUGCCUGUCAGCUGCCCCUCUUCCCUCUGUCCCUGUAACUCCUGUCCCCUACACUGCUCCCACCUCCUCUUGCGUGACUACAGAACCCCAAACUGUCUCUGCUUCCCCAGAGCCCCUCCCCUCUGACCCCACUCCCUGGGACGGGACCCCUCCCAGCACAGAGGAGAAGUGCUCCAACACCGAGCAGUUUGUUCUCUGCUUUGAGAAGGGGGCGGAGGAUGCUGGGAAGAAGGGCGGUCUGGGCACGGAGGGCGGGGAGUCAUACGUGCUGCAGUUCGGGGGGGAGAGGGACGGGACAGGAGGUGGGGAGGGCGAGUCGUUCGUCCUACGCUUCGAGACCAAGCAGGAGGAUGAAAGCGCGGCAGAGAAGGAGAAGGGAGGGAUGGUGUCCCUGAACCUGCUCCAGGAGUGGGCUGGAGAAAGGGGAGGAGAGAGCCAACCUGGGAUGGAGGGAGCGGUGGAGAGAGGAGGAGAGUCGUUCGUCCUUCACUUUAAGACGGAGCCAGGCAGAGAGGAAGAGAGCCUGCCCAGCAGCUCCUUCCCUGAGGCCCAGGGAGACGACCUGGGACUAGCCUGCCCACCCGCCCAGACUCUGGUUCCUCUGGACGGCCGGGAAUUGGUGUUCGAGCUCGGAGACGAGGCCAAAAUGGUGGACUCCGGGUCUGGAGAAAGGGUUCAGAUGAUUGCGCUAAUAGAAGGGGAGGGGGGCGGCCCGGGAACAGGGGACGGCUUUAGCGCGGCCGGUGGGGUGGUAGGAGAAGGCGCUGAGGCCAUGGAGGGCAUAUUUCAGCUGGAGGGAGGGGAGGGGAUAGUCAUCAUCGAGGUGAGCACCAGCAGCCUGAGAGAUGGAGAGAUGGACGGAGAGGGAGGCAUGGUGGGAAAGGGGGAGAGUGGGGGCGAGGAGGUGGAGAGAGAUACGGCGGGAGAGGGACCGUUGAAGCGCGACACGGAGGCUAGGUCCGUCGGGGAGCGAGAGGAGAACGGGGGGGAGGCGCAGACUGUUGGAGCAGAGCCUCAGUCCUCUCCUCAGUGUGACGGUCCUGUCUGAAAGCUGAAUACACCACCAGACGUGGUUCUCACAGGCAGAACAGCAGCCCCGAUGCAACGCACAGCACUGUCGGGUGUGUUCUGGAGGCAGACUAGGCGUCUGGCAGCUGCAGCUACAAACAUAGUUGGCAGAGAUCAUGCCUUCAUUUGAUAAUUAUCACAGACCUGUUUUUUUUGUUGUGUAUUACCUGAUUAACAAGCUUUCCUUUUACUUGAUUGCACCUAACAGCCCUGUGCUUUUUGCAUGAAAUCAUCAUAGCUCUCGGUUAAUAUUAAGUCUCCGUUCUCAUCAAAGUGAUCUUAUGUGAAAAGCACAAAUAUAGCCCCGCCACAUUAGAAAUGGUUAAACGGACUCACUUGCUGCGGUUGUCAAGCUUUUAAUCAUAAUCAAGUUCAGAACAUUUAUUAGCUUUAAAGUCAAGGUCUCUGCCUCUGUUUGUACCUCUCAUGCCUGUGUAUUCUGAGUGGGGCUAAGUGAGGGUGCUUGUGUAUGUACACUCAUAGAAAGGAGUCGAUGAGAAGUUGGCAUGAAUGAAAAAGAAUGGCCCAAAUUUUAGCACUCACAUCUGUGGGGUUUGUACAUAAAUUACAGACUUAGAAGACCGUAGACCAGGCUGAUGGUAUUUCAAAGAUUUGAUCGUGUUGAUUGUGUAUAAAGUGAACAUGACUUUUUUUUUUUUGUGAAUAUGAUACUCUUGUCUAUAUUUUGCUUGGAUUAAAUAUUAUUAUUGGUACAAGAUAAUAGUAAUAAUAAUAAAGCAACAGAUUAAUAACAAUG
Conger conger (European conger) is the source of this 5496-nucleotide messenger RNA. It is a transcript of the gene znf628, whose product is annotated as zinc finger protein 628. The transcript is spliced from 7 exons. The record is from RefSeq and is a predicted model, not a curated record. The coding region runs from base 523 to 4719 and encodes 1398 amino acids. Gene Ontology annotation, biological process: regulation of transcription by RNA polymerase II. Gene Ontology annotation, molecular function: RNA polymerase II cis-regulatory region sequence-specific DNA binding; DNA-binding transcription factor activity. Lineage: Eukaryota; Metazoa; Chordata; Actinopteri; Anguilliformes; Congridae.